GACAGCGGCGAGGCGGCUUUUCCUUCAGACCCACACAGUGCUUGUUCGUCAGAGAAGACGCUCUUCUGAGGUCACUGAGCCCCGGGGGCGAGACUCACUCCGCCGCUAUAUAAUCUUCCCGGCUCGGUGGAUGAAACCAGCGCACUUAAACCAGCUAACGAGAUAAACACACACACUGAACAAACAAACAUGGUGAAGAUCACUUUCCAGACAGUUUCGGCGCAGAAGCCCGAAAAAGAGAGCGAUGGAGACAACAAGAUCAUUAUACCUCAGGCUCACGAGCAGCUGGUUCUUCCAGUCAGGUCCAAGAAGCCUUUUCCAACCGCCCUCUGCUGCCUCACCUUUGGUCUUGUGGUCUUCAUGUCAGGACUGGUGCUGGCCUCUAUCUACGUCUAUCGCUACUACUUUAUACCUCAGAUCCCAGAAGACAGCUUGUUCCACUGCCGGGUUGUCUACGAGGACUCUGUGUACGCUCCUCUGAGGGGCCGACAGGAACUCGAGGAGAAUGUCGGCAUCUACCUUGACGACAACUACGAGCAGAUCAGUGUACCUGUGCCACACUUUGGAGGCAGCGACCCCGCUGAUAUCAUCCACGACUUUCAGAGGGGCCUCACAGCUUAUCAUGACAUUGCUUUGGACAAAUGCUACAUCACUGAGCUGAACACAACUUUGGUGAUGCCUCCACGGAACCUGUGGGAGCUGCUCGUCAAUGUCAAGAGAGGGACGUACCUUCCUCAGACUUACAUCAUCCAGGAGGAGAUGAUGGUGACAGGGAGGGUGAGGAACAUGAGGCAGCUGGGCCCGUUCAUCCACAGACUCUGCUACGGCAAAGAAACCUACCGCCUCAGACGCCGCAACCAGCACAGACGUAUUGAGAGGCGCGAGACAAAGAGGUGCCACAGCAUUCGUCACUUCGAGAACACUUUUGUGGUUGAGACCGUCAUCUGUGACAGGUUCUAAAUCUGAGGCGGGAAUCACAGCCAUCCAACUUUGAAGCCAAUUUCAAACCAUACCUCUUGAAUUCUUUAGGCUGCACUUUAAGAGCAAGUCUUUGUCCAACAGUUUAACUUUCAGUUUUAAUGUUUUUUUUUGUCUCAAGUUGAAAAAUGCUCUUUUACGUUCAAUGUUAAUGUCUUUUUUUAUUACAGUCUGUAUAUUUGGAUGAUGUUGUUGUUUGGAUAUAUCUGUAGCUUGUCAAGCUGUGCAUAAGAUGUUAAUGUGUGUCAGUUUCUUACAUUUGCAUCAGACUUGAUUUAAGUUUAUUUUAGACUUGUCUUUAUUGUUAUAUAGUAACCCAGUGCACCGUGGGUGAUUGUAAGAAUACUUGGAAGCUGCUUGCACGGUGCACUCAUGUUAAUAUUUGUUUCUUUGUUGUUUUUUAGUUUUAAAUGUCAGAAAAAAGCAAAACAUACCUCAUGUAGUUUAGACGUUUCUUUGCUGGUUUGUAUCAUUAAUGAAUGGUGUAUAUAAAUAUUUGAUUGUUCCUAAGCAAUAUAUACUGUAAAUUAAUUUUCUUCUGGAUUUCAUAUUGUUACAUGCAUAGAUUUUUAUCUGAAAUCGACUUGUUUUGUGGAUGAUUUCUUUAUUGUUUGUCUCCUUAUUUCCUUUGGUAUCACACUUUCCUACUCCUUGGAUAUAAUGGCUUUAGACUGUAAUUAGUAGCAGUGCUUUAGAGAGACAGAAGGUACCAAAGUCUGCAGUCGGCGAUGCUAUGCUCAGUGUUAAGGAUAUAUGAAAUAUUUAGAAAGAAUGCUUUUUAGUUUAGAUCACUUACUGUAGAUGAUAGCAAAGGCUAAAACUCAUUGUGUCUUGCUCUUCCUCCUCUUCACUUCUCGCCAGUUUCCGAUCCCUCCUAUCUUGGCAUUAUAAUCUCUGCAAUGUUAAUUCGUCCCAACUUAAAAAAGAAAAAGAUUUGGGGUGUCUUUCUAAUGUACAACCUGGAGCAAAUAAGUCUCUGUUGAGAGAGACCUGUAAUAUGUGCUCAUAUUUCAUCAUCCUGGAUACUUUAUUUCCUUGUACAGUCGAUUUUUCUUGUAAUAUCUUGCUGCUUUAAGAAUAAAUGAUCAAACUUU
This is a messenger RNA of Sebastes umbrosus (honeycomb rockfish), 2072 nucleotides long. It is a transcript of the gene itm2cb, whose product is annotated as integral membrane protein 2Cb. The transcript has 6 exons. Gene Ontology annotation, biological process: negative regulation of amyloid precursor protein biosynthetic process. Gene Ontology annotation, molecular function: amyloid-beta binding. The coding region runs from base 190 to 960 and encodes 256 amino acids. NCBI's taxonomy places the organism in Eukaryota, Metazoa, Chordata, Actinopteri, Perciformes, Sebastidae. Gene Ontology annotation, cellular component: Golgi apparatus; extracellular exosome; plasma membrane. The record is from RefSeq and is a predicted model, not a curated record.